AGUCCUUUAAAGGCGUAUUUAAAGCCCUGGCUUCAGUUGCAGGAGAGCAGCGGACAAACCUAUGCAACAAAAAGCUGCAGCAGCAGAGCCGAGCGACCGACCGACCGCUCAGCGGACAAAACACACCGAGCCAGAGGCUGACAACGACCCGGAGAGGUAUGACGGCAGGGCUUUAAUAUCACAGCCUGGACCAAAACUGCAACGUCUCGAUGACAUUUAUGACGCUUUCAAGGCCUUUUGAUUGAUCAGCCAAUCGAUGGGGAUUCACAGAGGAGCUCCGCCCACCUUCGCUACCUGCCUUCUUCCUCCUCCCCUGCCACCCUCUCCCCGCGGCCUCUCCCUCGCCCCCACCCACUCCGCCAUCCAGACCACCAGCCAGCGCUCCAUCCAGCCCUCAAUACACAAAAUGACUCUGGAACUAACUGAAUGGUCUUCUAUAUGGAUUUUUACAGCUUGUAAUAGACAGUAGGAAACAGAGGGAGAAACCUCAAUGACAAAAAAGCCAUAAACGCACACCACACACUACACACACACACACACACACACACAUACAUACACACACACAAAUACUUGACACACAGAAAAAAGCAAACGCACACUCUUGGAUGUACCGCACACUCUUCCUGUGAAAAUUCAACUGCUUCCUUUUAUUUUUCUGGAUUUUCUACGAGCCUUUGGAAAGCUGAUUUUUGUUCAUUAUUUUUUUUUAGACUCUGGGACAAAACAAAAAGCCGAGAGGAGGAUUAACACGUGUUGAAUUUGAAGCUGCAGUGUUUUGGGACGACAACUUGUUUUUAGGACAACUUGUUCAGAGGACAACUGAUUUUUUUUUGUUUUGUUAUAUUGACACACCAGAUCUCUAGAUAAUAGAUCAGUUUUUCCUUCAUUUAUUUAGUAUCCAUAGCUUUUUUUAGUUUUAGUAGGGAUCCAAGAUUAAUUGUAUUACCUUGCAUGCUGGGACACUAUCUGUUACAGGGUUUUAUUCUAGUGGUAUUAGUUUAAAGCAUUAAUAGAUGUAACUACAAUAUAACCAGCAAACUACUAACACAGGCUGCAGUUUGUAGCUUGUAAAGAUUGUAAUUCCAUCACUACUACGAGUGACUUGAUAUAAUUAGUUUGAAGAAAGCGAGGACGAAGUAUUGUUUCUUCUUUGGUAGCUACAGGUGGUUGUUAGAGGGGGGUGCACUUGUUACCUCAUUGCGUGCAUGCCCUCCAACAUGCCUCCCCAGAACACAGAUGCCGACGCUAUGCAGGUCGGAUCUCUGGGGGGCGGGGGCAAAGCCAAAAAAACCAAGGCAUCGGGCUCGGACGAGGAGAAAGGAGGAGCAGGAGGAGAGACGGAUGGAUCGGGGGCCGGCGGAGGAGGAGGAGGAGGUCGAGGAGGGGAAGAGUCUACGAGCGAGGGAUCGGUCGAAGGAAUACCCUUGAAGAGAUGGGUGAUGCACGGGGCCGUGAUGUUCGGCCGGGAGUUCUGCUACGCCAUGGAGACGGCGCUGGUGACGCCCGUACUGCUGCAGAUAGGUCUUCCAGAGCAGUACUACAGUCUGACGUGGUUCCUCAGUCCGGUCCUCGGCCUCAUGUUCACUCCUCUGAUCGGCUCGGCCAGCGACCGCUGCACUCUGCGAUGGGGCAGGAGGAGACCCUUCAUCCUGGCUCUAUGUAUAGGGACACUGAUAGGAGUUGCACUCUUUCUGAAUGGAUCGCUGAUGGGUUUAUCGAUGGGUGACGAGGUAGGGAGACAACCAAUAGGAAUCGUUCUUACUGUGCUUGGCGUGGUGGUGUUGGACUUUUGUGCGGAUGCUACAGAGGGACCAAUCAGAGCGUACCUGCUAGAUGUGGCGGACACGGAAGAACAAGACAUGGCGCUCAACAUCCACGCCGCCUCAGCAGGUCUUGGUGGUGCGACCGGCUACGCCCUCGGAGGUUUAGACUGGACGCACACCUUCCUUGGAGCAGCCUUCAAGUCCCAAGAGCAGAUCCUGUUCUUCUUUGCCGCCAUUCUCUUCUCCAUCUCUGUGGUGUUACAUCUCUUCAGCAUUGAGGAGCAACAGUACUCGCCCCAACAUGACAGGCUGGACCAGGAGAGUCCAGAUCGCACCAGAACGCAACCAUCGGCUAAUGGCAGGACUGGUCUCGCCCCCAAGCUGGAACUGAUUGGAGAGAAUGAGAUGAUGGACAGCUACGACCUCUAUGACCCAUAUGGAGACGACCUCUCAGAGCGUGGAGAUAUGGACAUGGACUUCUUGGAGAUGGAGCUUGUGAGAAGUAAAAGUGACAGUGUUCUCGCCAUGGCAGACGCCACUCUUGACCACAUGGACCACGAUGCGUUGUACCUCUGCCACUUAGAGCCGUCCAUCUUCGCCGAACGCCUCUCACCCUAUCACGGCUCGCCUCCUGCAACCGGUAACUUCUUCAACCCCCAUCGCAGCACUCCGCCACCCCGCUUCGGUAACAUCAGGCGCAGCAGCAGCGCAGGAAGUCAAGACCUGCUCCAAGCCAACAACCGCCACGCAAAUGCUACCAACCCCAGGAUUUCACGCCUCUCGGCUUUCUUGCAGGAAAUGGAAAAUGACGACGGUCAGGAGGCGUUGCUGAACAACCAGCUCAAUGAGCAGCGGACGCUGAAUGGGCAGCUGUUAGCCAGUGUGACUAAUCCUGACGGAGUUAACGCCAACCAGCUGAGCUCUAAAGGACAGGCACAUCGUGCUGGAAUGGUCAAAGCUGCCAGUACCGGAGCCCCCAUGCGGCAGUCACGUCACCGUCACAUCUUCUACCGCCAGCCGUCCUGCACCUUCUCCUACUACGGUCGGGUGGGAAACCACCGCUACCGCUACCGCCGGGCCAACGCCGCUUAUCUCAUCAAGCCAUCUCGCAGCAUGAACGACAUAUACGAAGUGGAGGCCAGACACAGGAGGAGGCACAAACAGAGAGACAGACACCGUAGCGGAAACACCACCUCCUCCAGCGGGGAUACAGAGAGCGAAGAGGGAGAGGUUGAGACCACCGUGCGGCUGCUGUGGCUCUCCAUGCUGAAGAUGCCUCCGGAGCUGCUGCGACUGUGCGCCUGUCACCUGCUCACCUGGUUCUCCAUCAUCGCAGAGGCCGUUUUCUUCACAGACUUCAUGGGACAAGUCAUCUUCCAUGGAGAUCCUACCGCUCCUCUUAACUCCACUUUGUUGGAGGAUUAUCACAAAGGAGUUCAGAUGGGAUGUUGGGGGCUAGUUAUUUAUGCCUUGACUGCUGCUACAUGCUCAGCUAUCCUCCAGAAGUACCUCGACAACUUUGACCUGAGCAUUAAGGUCAUCUACAUCAUGGGAACGCUUGCAUUUUCCAUAGGAACUGCUGUCAUGGCAAUCUUCCCUAACGUGUAUGUUUCCAUGGUGAUGAUCAGCAGUAUGGGCAUCAUCUCCAUGAGUAUAUCCUACUGUCCUUAUGCCCUGCUAGGGCAGUACCACGAAAUGAAAGCGUACAUCAGGCACAGUCCUGGUAACUCCCGGAGAGGCUUUGGCAUCGACUGUGCUAUCUUAUCCUGCCAGGUGUACAUCAGUCAGAUCUUGGUGGCCUCGGCUCUGGGUGCUGUAGUGGAGGCGGUUGGCAGCGUCCGUGUCAUUCCCAUGGUGGCCUCUGGGGGCUCCUUCCUCGGAUUCUUGACCGCCCUCUUCCUGGUCAUUUACCCGACUCCAAACAGCGGGGAUGGGGAAUCAGCCAAAGCUUCGAAACGAUCCUUGACGAAGCCGGAAAAUCAAAACGCCAACGAAGUGGCUGUUGCCGUGGUGACAGAGAAACCCAGCUUCCUGAAACUCAACAAGAAGGGCAAGGCCACCACCACCACCACUUCCUGUCACACAGAGAAUGAGUCCGCUCUGUGAUUGGCUGGCUUAAGUCGACGGACAGAUCACUAAAUUCACUUUUUGACAUUAUCGCCGACGGGAAGACUUUAGGUUAUCGCCGUCCUCGUCUUGCUGGAGUUUACGGACACAAAGAAGAGAGAGGAGGGUGAAUGGCGUGCGUUUGGUCCACUCUUGGUGUCUUUGACAGGCUUUUUUUCUGAUUCGGUGUGUCUUGAUUUGCUGAAGAAAAACAACUCAAUCUGACGCGGGACCAGUGUCACACCAGACCAACAAAGCAUUCUGGUCCCAUUGCUGUUUCAGCCAUCACAGAAAUUCCUUCCACUCAGCCCUCUCAGACAUUUGACUGAUCCAUCAAGGGUCAUCCAGAAGUGAGAAGUUAUCCAUUCAUCAUGGUUCUAAGGAGAGGUUGUCUCUGUCUCUCAGGGCCUCUAGGAGGUGCUACUGAGCAGCCACCGGGGCAGGAAACUUCAGGGGACUCGCACACAUACAUAACACGCACACACACCUCUUCAUCACAAUCGAAUGAACACAUGAAUAAUGAACGUUGUUGAAGAACAUUAGUCCACGAAGCUGCAAUCAUUCAAAGAUGCUGAAAAUUGUUCUUCCUCGCUGUGGAAUCGGCUCGAUCGACCAGCGUGUGUCUGCUGAUGUUUUCACCAAAAUAAACCCAAUAAACACGCUCGGAUUUGCGGGACUUUCAGUAGCUUUAAGACUCUAGAGACUUUUGGAAGUGGCAUUUCUGAAACCAAGAGCCCGAAGCCUGGUUCUUGGGGUGAGGGGGAUGAUUGAUCUUUAUUCCCCAGAUUGAUUGCAAGUGUGUUUUAUUUCGCCCUCCUCCAUGUGGCAGGAGUGCUAAAGUCUUUAGUUUGGCCUUCACCCCAGGGCGACGUUGACUAUAAGCUCUGCUCAGAAGUUGCCUGUAUAUCGAGGGUCAAGAACACAGAUUGAGUGAAAUUCCAGAAGAAGAAAAAAAAGAGCGCAGAUGCAAUAUGUGCAGUAUACAGGGCAUUACAAUCCCAAAUAUUAUUUUCAUGAUUUUAUUGAGGGCCCAGAAUGAUACUUCUGUUUGUUUUGAAUAAUCCACACUGACCUACAUGCUGCAUGUUAGAGGAGCAGAGAAGAGACAAACCAAACACCAGAGAAGAAGAGACGUGGAGUUGUUCUCUCUUUCUCUACUUUCUUGCUUAUUUUUUUUUUAUUUUUGGAAAAUGCUGUUAGCACAAUGUUUGUCACUAACUGCACAUUAGCUGAGCCAUUGUUUGAAAUUGUGUUAAAGAGCAUUCAGUUAGAAAAGCCUUGUUUGAAAUCCUCUCGGGGUGUUGGAUUCAUUCGUCUUAAGACACCAGCAGGACGGAGCCUCCUCCUCCUUUCCAGUGGAUCCAGUAACUCUACCAGUAAUCGUCAGAGUUUGUGAUGGGAAACAAAAAUACUAUAAAGGGUCCUGGACAUAUUGAAAUGAAAAAUAUAUAAUUUAAAUCAUUCUAGGGUUGAGAACGAGUAGCUUAUAUUCACGGGUUUAGGCUUGUUGCGUGAGCCUCGGUGGAGGAUUUCCGCUCCUGGUUUAGGUGUCUUGGUUCCACUGUACUGGGCCAAAUAUAAGUAUAAUAUAGUAUUUUAGAUGCUCAUUACAUCUGUGUGUUGUAAACUGAAUGGAUUUUUAGAAGAAGAUAGAGGGAUGAAAGGAGCACUGGAGAAAUGUUUAACUUAAAUAUAUAAAAGUAUUUAGCAUACAGACACGAGAGUUGUGUUACAAAUUUGGAACUACACGUCUUAACUAGAUGCAAAAUACGACAAUGAAGGCAGAUUUUAUAUAAUCCGCAGAUUUACAAAUCUAAUCUAAUCUAAUCUACAACUUUACUUCAAAAAAUCCUCCUGAAAAAUUACAAAAUAUCAAGAAUAAUAUGCCAAAUUACAAAAAUAACUUUACCACCAAAAGGCAGCUUGCCCAUGAUCAGAAUAUAUUAUAUCUUGAACCAAACAGCUUCAGUUGGUGUCAUUAAAGUGUCGUAAGAGAUGCAUGAUGUUCUCUGCUGCAUCUGCUGUUUCAUGAGGCUAAGCGGUAUAGCAAGUGAUGUUGGAUGAGGAAGUAAAACUGUUGAGUUUAGCUUCACUUUAGCCCUGUUAACAUUUAAACACAGUGACGAAACUAAUGAAGCUAAUCACAAAAACAUGCAAGUUGUAUAAAUUAAAAUGAAACUUAUUAAUACUGAAUGAUAUUGAGUGUAUUAGACCGAUAAGGUUGAAUAAUCUUGGAAUGUUGCUGAUGAUGCUGGACGUUUUAAAAAACUUGUAGUAAGAAAGAUUUAAGAUGUUAUUAUGUCUUUUUGUUUUCUGACAAAUCAGAUGUUUUGUUGCAAUAGCGGCCUCUGUUAAUCAGCUGUGGAGAGGACUGUGUGUGAGGGUUGUGCGGGCAGAGCAGGGUUGUUAAUGAUGGUUAAAUCCGGGUGUUUUUUUUCCUGCACGUGACCGGGUGAAAGGCUGUGGAUUUGGUUUUCCUUUCAGCUCAAUCAGCUGAAACAUGCAAAUCGAAAGGAAUUGAAAUGUAACUUGCAGUGAGUUAAUUUACUGAUGAAAGAAGGUUUUAUUAUAGUGGGUAUUACAGCAUUUAACAGAGUUUUAUUUUUGUUUUUUAGAAGAGAAUUCACUCACUGGUUGAUAUGUUUGUUUUUUGGAUGGGUGCUGGUGCAGAGUUGAACCCUGUUUCUAACAGAAUAGAUUCCUUCCAUAAUUUCAGGUACAUUCAGUCAGUCCCAGAGCAGAGCGGAGUAGAGAGAGAGUAUUUUUGCUUCGUGGGUUGACCCUGCUCUGGCUGUGGUGCUGGGACGGGAUGGGACGAUGGUGACAAAAGGCGAGGAGGUACAGACGCCAGAAUGGCUUCUGUAACCACUAGGGCAAUAAAACAUUCUGGAUUAAAUAACGAACAGUUUAACAACAAACAUGAAGAUUUAAAAAAAAAAAAAAAAAAAAAAAGCUUUGGGUUUGGGAGGUUUGCAUGUGACAACAGCAAUAUGCAUGUGUGGAAAACCAAAGUAUGACUCUGUACAAAUCACUCAAGCUCUUUUCUUUAUUGUCCUAAUAGGUCAGGGAUGUAUUUUCUAAUGCAUGGCUGGUUGUUUGUGUCUUUUUUUUUUUUUUGUUUGAACUUAAAUGUGUAAAGAAACAUGUACUCUUUAAGCUGAAGCAUUGUGCUCUGUCGGGGUCAGUACGCGCUCAACAAGCAUGUGACUUUCUAAACCUUUUUGCACAUUUACGAGUCAGACGGCGCACAUCUCGCACGAGUCACGAGCAACACUCCUUGUUAAAAAGUGUAGGCGGGAAACUCCAGGCCUCGAAUACUUGAAGUGCAACUUGAGUGUUUCUGUUCCAAUGCAGUGGGAAGUCUUUGACUUUUUGUUUUGUUUUGUUCUUAAUGUCCCAAGCCUUUUAUUUACCGCAGACUCGGGAAUGUUCAGACAGCAGCGUGGCCUGCUGGGAGAUUGAGUUCUCACCUUUGAUUCCAUCUUGUGACUUAAAAAACAAAAGUCAAUGAAUGUGACGCGAUUUCAGCUGAAAUACUUUUUUGUGUUAUCCUUCGACAAGCCUGACAUUGCACAGAACUUGCACAUAAUAAGUUAGGAAAAAAAAACGUAGAAGUGUGUUGCAAAAAGGAAGAAAAAUAACACUUGAUGUUUUUUUUUUUGCUUUCUUUGUCUAUAAAGGACACUUUUCACUUAGUUUCUAAAAGAAUAAAUUAAAGCUGUUCUAUUUGCUGUUACGGGAGAUGUUACUGAAGCGGACUGGAUUGUUAGCGUGUGUGUGUGUGAGAGUGUGUGAGUGUGAGAGUGUGUGUUAAAAAUGUCAUCUCAGUGUUUGUUUUGGGUUCUUGUUCUCUGUUCUUUGCAAUCACCUGGUUUACACUUAACUCUGGAAUCGAUGGCUGCAAUACCGGAGGUUAUUUACGAGUCUUUAUUGUCUCCGUUCUGGUGUUUUAACUCAACUAGAAAAAUGUCUUUUAUUUUGUAUCUGUUUGACUUUUAAGGCGGAGCCGCACAUGAGAGUUUGGCCUUUGCACUUUUUUCAGUGGCAGCCAUGUUGGCUCCACCGUCCUGAUCAUUGAAUGAAUGUGGCGACGACGUGGUGAUGCUGUUUCAUGUUCCCAGCCAGCAGCUGUCGGUGGCGGCGGCGUGGCGUGACCAUGCAGUUAGUCCAACCUGGCCAGACUCAGAGUGUGUGUGUGUGUGCGUGGCUCUGCCUCUGGUAAACUGUAUGUUAAUGACCGAGGAGAGAGAUGCCUAUACACUUUGAUCCUCACAGAGAUUAAAUCAAGAAGAAUACUUAAAGAAUGGGAAAAGCAAGUAUGCGCAGUGUACUAUAUAUAAUAUGCCUUGUUAUUUGAAAAAAAAAAUAAGAUGUAAAUAUACAUAUUUCUCUUUUAGUUUCUUCUUUUUUUGCUGCUAUAAAAAAGAUGAUUAUUUUUGUUAGUAGUUUUGUUUUCUAUAUAAAGACUGUAUAUAUCUCUAUGUUCUGUAAAUAUGCUUGAGCCUUCAUAUGUAGGACUCUGGAUGAACACUGUAUGGAACGCACCUUUAAAAUCUGUUCAGAAUUAAACCAA
Messenger RNA from Sebastes umbrosus (honeycomb rockfish), 8442 nucleotides. RefSeq names its product solute carrier family 45 member 4. NCBI's taxonomy places the organism in Eukaryota, Metazoa, Chordata, Actinopteri, Perciformes, Sebastidae. The record is from RefSeq and is a predicted model, not a curated record. Bases 1206 to 3869 code for a protein of 887 amino acids. Gene Ontology annotation, biological process: transmembrane transport. The transcript is spliced from 16 exons. Gene Ontology annotation, molecular function: sucrose:proton symporter activity. Gene Ontology annotation, cellular component: membrane.